Messenger RNA from Tigriopus californicus, 1511 nucleotides. Its product is annotated as serum response factor homolog A-like. Lineage: Eukaryota; Metazoa; Arthropoda; Copepoda; Harpacticoida; Harpacticidae. The record is from RefSeq and is a predicted model, not a curated record. Gene Ontology annotation, molecular function: chitin binding. The coding region runs from base 135 to 830 and encodes 231 amino acids. Gene Ontology annotation, cellular component: extracellular region. The transcript is spliced from 3 exons.
GUGAAGAAGCUACGAUCUCUUCCACGAGGGUCCUUUUUGUUUGAAUAUAAAUAUGAGUCGUCCAACUUAAUCCAUGUCACUUCACCAUUGCAUCUCUUGACAUCAAGACAAGCAGCAUUUCCUCCAGUUCCACCAUGAAUCCUAUGUUCGCAGUCCUAGCUCUUGCUCUCACCGUCGUGAGCGGCCAAAGAGGACGAGCCUCCAACGGUUAUGGCGCUCCCCCGGCAGCAGCCCCCCAACCUCAGUAUAACCAACAGCCUUUGGCUCAAGAGCCCCAAGCUCAGUAUGGUCAACAAGCUCAGGCUUCGUCUCUGUCCGAGAGCCAACAUGGUGGAGACCACCAAGGGUUGGACUGGCUCCUUGAGUCCGUCCCUGGACAACCUGGAACUGAUUAUCCCAUUUAUGCCGAUGCCUCUCAAUUCGAUUUUGACUGCAACGGUCAAACCCAAGGUUAUUAUGCUGACCCUGCCGCUCAAUGCCAAGCUUUCCACGUGUGCUUGGAGACUGACCAACCCGGUGUUUUGAGGGCCGAAUCUUUCUUGUGUCCCAAUGGAACCAUUUUCAACCAGGAGUAUCUUAUUUGCGAUUGGUGGUUCAACUUCGAUUGCUCUCAAGCUCAGUCUCUGUACUCGGUCAAUGAUCAGAUUGAAGCCGAAAGACAACAAGCCACCAAAUCGCAAGCUAACAACAACAACAACAACAACUAUACCCCCAGCAACGGCAACAAUAACAACAACUUCAACAACAACAAUAACAACAACUUUGGAUCCGCCUCCAACAACAACAAUAACUACGCUUCUCCCGCGCAAGCCACCUAUGGAGGCAAAUAGAUGUAUAGAAUGACUUCAUGGAGGACAACUCGUCCUGUCUUUCCCAAUCCAUCGAACCCUGUCUCCCGGUGCUAAAAAUCUGGGCUGGUAUCAGUUUCUUAUCGCUGCUUUCAUACUUCAUUCGUGGUUGAGUUUCUUCCCCAAUGCUGCUCGUUAAAACCAAGUGAAUUGGUUUUGUCAGACAAAAUGGUUUCGUUGUGGUUAACUUAUGUAUUCUAUUGCCUUGAAUUCUUCUCCUAAAUUAUUUGGGUUUAUUAUGUGGGUGAUUAUAUCUUUCAAAUCUGACGACUUCUCCGACUUGAAUUGACACGUAUUUCUUCACUCAACGUACCCCGUGUGCGUCCUACAUGAGUGAGUGACGAAGGAGAUGCCCUCAUCAUUGAUGAAGUCUUCUGAUUCUUUUUGUCAACUUUCAUAAUGGAUCUCUGUGCAAUGAUGUUUCAAUAAAAGAAAAAUGCAUUCAAAACGGUCUGUCUGUCAAUUGAACACUUAGACAAAAACGACGGGGAAUCAAGAAUAGAAUAGACCAGGCUUACAUAUAACUUUAGAAUGUAAAAUACUUUCAACAUCAUAUUAUUUGAGCUGUUGAAUUCAGUUGUGCUCGCCUUAUCCGCCGUUUUGGAAUGUUUUAGGGCAGACCAUCGUGGCAUCAUAUGGACUUGCGCCUCCGCGGACAGAUCU